AUGGAGGGGCCUAACGACAGCGCGGAGAAGUCUGAAGGUGGACCCAAUUAUGCUAUCCCAGAAAAUGGACCCAAAUAUGAUAACCCAGAAAGCGGACCUAAUUAUGUUACCCCAGAUAGUGGACCCAACUGCGCAAACUCGGCGAACGCCACCUUCUCGUUCGAGAUGCUCGACAUGAUCAUCACGAGCGGCAACCCUAGCCGAGCCAAGUCGCAAGAGGAGACGAACCGUAUGACUGAAAAUACAACGCAGGGGAAGCCCUUCUGCCCGUCCGAAGAACGCGUUGAAAUUUCAAGCGGAACAAAACGAGCAAAGCGGAAAAGCUCUCUCCGUGAGCAAACAACCAACAGUGAUGAAGAUGCAGUCGAAUUUAAGAAGCAAUUUCACAAUUGGGGGAAAAGGGAAAAGAAGAAAAAAAAAAAGGUCUAUAAUAUGAACACAGAGGUAGCAAUAGGAAGCGGUUCUGAAUUCUCCCUUCUGGGUGAGUUUCUGCCUGUCGAAGGGAUCCCUGAUUUGGCUUCCUCUAAAGAGGAGAUGUCAAAUCUGGGCGACUUGGUAGACUGCCUAAGUGGUGGCAAUAGCAGCGGGGGGGAACACUACCACAUGGGUGGAGAAAGUGACAAACGCAGUGCUACGAAUGAGCGGAAUGAAAAACACAUGAACGAGCAAGAUGUGGAUGCCCAACUAGCCAAAAUGCAACAGGCGGAUGAAGAAGUCCUCCUCUCAAGGAACAUCGAUUGUACCAACUGCAAAUAUUACUUAAAAGAAUUGACGAGCAGAAACUACAUGGACUUCUCCUACAUGGAUCAGUACAUCAGCGAGGGGGAGAGUAACCUGCUUUUAUUAAAAAAUAAAAAAAUUGAGGAAUUGGAAAAUGGGAACAAAUUAAUGAAACGCAAAAUGAGCAAGUUGAAAGAGGAAAAUAAUUUUCUGAGCAGCAAGCUGGACACACUCGCGGAGAGUUUAAGCGACUUGAGGGACCACUUUGACAAGCUGGUGGAAGAAAAUAAAUCGCUAAAGGAGGAGAAUAAACGGCUGAGCGGGGAGCUGCAGAAGGGGCAGACGUGUAAGGAGGAAGUGGAAGGCGCGAGCAAGAAAGACGCCAAAAAGAAAGGAGCCAGCAAAAAGGAUGCCUCUUCUUCAUCCCAUGGAAGACGGGAUCCCCCCGAAAGGGAUUUUGAAAAUUCAAUCGAUAAUGAAUUAUUUAACGAGCUCAGUUGA
Molecule: messenger RNA, 1221 nt
Organism: Plasmodium vivax (malaria parasite P. vivax)
Lineage: Eukaryota; Apicomplexa; Aconoidasida; Haemosporida; Plasmodiidae
Exons: 1
Coding region: 1-1221 (406 amino acids)
Source: RefSeq, a predicted model, not a curated record